Molecule: messenger RNA, 1503 nt
Organism: Clonostachys rhizophaga
Lineage: Eukaryota; Fungi; Ascomycota; Sordariomycetes; Hypocreales; Bionectriaceae
Source: the annotation of a GenBank genome assembly
AUGGCGUUUGUGUUUCCUUCAUUGGCUGGUCCAGCCGUCGUGGCAAUUACUAUAGCCGGCGCCCUGUUUUCCUCCCUGCUACUCUAUUUUGUUCGAAUUAAUCUAAUGUUUAUGGAAACCCCAACCCGGUUUCGGGUGCUUGCGGGGUUGGGAUGGGACCGAAAACUACUCUCCCAGACCUACAAAGAACUUGCUAAAAACCCCAUCAACUAUACCAACGAGCUCCCCCCGAGGCUGAAUCGACGAUAUAUUGUGACUGGAGGCGCUGGUCUUGUCGGGGGCCACAUCGUGCUCCAACUGCUGGCCAGAGGGACGCCGCCCGAGAGUAUUCGCGUCAUUGAUAUCCGCAGAACAGAACGCAAUGAUCUUCGCACGGAAGCCGCAUCAAGAGUAGACUUUAUUCAGACAGACGUCACCUCCUUAAGCUCCGUUAAAGAUGCCUUCUGCAAGCCGUGGGACCAAUCAGUAGCCCACCUUCCGCUCACCGUCUUCCACACGGCUGCCAUCAUCAUUCCUUCAGCCCGGUCCAAGCUACAAUAUGAGUUUGUAGAAGCUGUCAACGUCAGAGGCACUGAGAAUGUUCUUCUGGCAGCGCGCAAGGCUGGUGCCGACAUCUUCAGCUCAACCUCGUCCGCUUCCAUCGCGAUCCGCCCAGUAGAGCUCUUUCCAUCACCCUGGGCCUUAACACCAAAGAACUUUGCUCAGGUGCUCGACGAGAGUGAUUUCUAUGAGCCUUUACGCCCACACGAGGAGUUUUUCGGCAAUUAUCCUGCCUCCAAGGCCCUGGCUGAACGUCUGGUUUGCGAAGCAAACGAUGGCGACUCGUUUAGGACAGGUUGCAUACGCCCCGGCAACGGAGUUUAUGGGGAUCCAACUGACAACACAGUCGGCGGCCCUCUAAGCAAGUCUAUCAUGCCAACAUGGGUACCACAUAUUGUUCAAAGCUUCGUACACGGGGCUAACGUGGCGGUCGCCCAUCUGCAUCACGAAGCUGUUCUUACGACUAAGAAUUGCUCACAAGCCGGUCGGCCUUUUGUCGUGACCGAUCCAAACCCUCCUAUAACCUAUCGUGAUCUCUACAACGUCAUCAAGUUCCUGUCCUUACAUUCCUUCCACAUGGUCGUUCUGCCACCCAUACUAAUUCUUCUACUCUCACACGUUAUUGAAUGGUAUAUUCUUUUGCCGUAUCGUUAUCCGUUUUUACAACAUUUUCUUCCUCAGAUAAGGGGCGACUUGAAGUAUUUACAGCCGGGACUUCUUUCUAUCUGCACACACUUGGUCGUCUCUGAUUCAGAGGCGAGGAAAUCUGUAGAAGAGGGCGGACUCGGUUAUCGCGGUGUCUUAACGACGCUGCAAGGAAUGGUUUGGGAAGUCUUGGAAUGGAAUCGAGAGCACGAAAGUAAACGUGACAAAGCCCAUGCCAGAAAGGCGUACACAACUUCGGUCGAAUUGGCGGAACAGAUACAGAAACUUGGAGUGGGUGGCGUGCGUAUCUCUACAUGA